UCUUUUCCUUUUCCACCCGGCGCUGCUUGGCUUGAGCAGGGAAUGUGAAGGGCUCGUUCCUGGACGCCUACAAGCCCCGGCAUGCCUCGCGCGGGCUCGGGCAAGCGUUUCCGGUUGGAGCAGCCAGCUGGUUGUAAACAGGCAGAUUCUGCUUGGAGUUCGGAUUGGGACCUCAGAGAAUCAAGCCACCACAACCCCACCAUGUCUCUCUCUGAGUGUUACAUCGCGGUGAAGCUGGCCGACCAACCCCUGGCUCCCAAAUCCAUCUUGCGGCUGCCGGAAAGCGAGCUCGGCGAGUGCCCGCUGGGGGGUUGCAGCAUCUCGUACCUGAAACAGCUCAUUACGGGAAAGUUACAGGAGUCCAUCCCUGACCCGGAGUUCAUUGAUCUCAUCUAUUGUGGCCGGAAACUGCGGGAUGAACAAACCCUCGAAUUCUACGGGAUUCAGUCCGGCUCUACCAUCCACGUCCUCCGAAAAUCCUGGCCCGAACCGGAGCAGAAACCAGAGCCGGUGGAUAAAAUGGCGGCCGUGAGAGAGUUUCGCGUCUUACACACGGCUUUACACAGCAGCCCCGUCUUCAGAGAUUCGGUCUUCAAGAUGUUGGGGAAUAAGGAAUCCCUGGAUCAGAUCAUUAUCGCCACCCCCGGCCUCAGCAGUGAUCCCAUCGCUUUGGGGGUCCUGCAGGAUAAAGACCUUUUCUCUGUUUUUGCAGACCCAGCCAUGCUGGACACGCUCAUCCCAAGCCACCCUGCUUUGGUGAAUGCCAUCGUCUUGGUCCUCCAUUCUGUGGCAGGCAGCGCCCCCUUGCCCACCGCAGAGACCUCCUCGCGCAGCAGCAUGCCUUCCAGCUCCUACCGCGACAUGCCGGGAGGGUUCCUUUUCGAAGGCCUCUCUGAUGAUGAAGAUGACUUCCAUCAGAGCACAAGGACCACGCCAUCCAGCAGCACCUCUGGAUCCCGGCCGGCGUCUCUUGGCUACACCGGCGCCGCGGGGCCUCGGCCCAUCACGCAGAGUGAGUUGGCCACGGCCCUCGCCCUGGCCAGCACCCCAGAGAGCAGCUCACAAACUCCGACGCCUGGAACGCAGGGCCAUUCUUCUGGCACGUCUCCCAUGUCUUCUAGCGUGCAGUCGGGAACACCCAUCACCAAUGACCUCUUCAGCCAGGCCUUACAGCACGCCCUCCAGGCAUCAGGACAGCCUAACCUUCAGAGCCAGUGGCAGCCCCAGCUGCAGCAGCUGCGAGACAUGGGCAUCCAUGACGACGAGCUGAGCCUCCGUGCCCUGCAGGCCACCGGGGGAGACAUCCAGGCUGCCCUGGAGCUCAUCUUUGCGGGAGGAGCCCCUUAGCCAUCCCCAAGGCCUCCCCCCAUCCCGCAGGAGGUGAUGGUGUGCAUCCGACCUCCGCCCCACCAAGUCAGCCCUUUGACGCGCGUCGCCUCCCCGUUUCCCGGUGUGCUCUUCCUCCCUCACGUCAUCCAGAGUCUAGAACGUUGUGUCCAUCUCGUUCUCCUGGUCUCCGGACGAUGGCCGUUGCAUCGGGGAGCUCUGAACAUCGGACUGAAGUUCAGCAAAAUGGCUGCCUUAAGAUGGGGAAUGUUCCAGGAUCAGAAUUUUGACGGCUGCUCCAGAAAUGAUCCAGCUUUGCCGCCUCCCGAAAAGGCUUCCUUGAUAACGUCAAGAAUACGCUCAUUUUUUCCCCCCCUCUUCCGUGUGGUGGUUUUAUUCCUGCUCUGGCCAAGAUCCCUUUGUGGUUUGCUGGACUCUUUAAACUGUCUCAAUAAAUCUGGUUUCCUCCAGAUUAUCCUUUGCUUGUUUCUUGCUGCUGCUAGUUAGGUGAUCACCGCAGGUAAUCCUUACCACCAUUUUAUUUUAGUUUGCUUUUUUAUUUCAGUUGCCCCCGGAGAUAAGGAGAAUCCAUGACCUCAAUGCCUUCCGUCGUUCCCUGAAAACCCAUCUUUUCCAGCAAGCCGGGUUGGCUUAAGAAGAAAUUUUAAAAUUCUUUUAAUUAGUCUGUGAUUUUUAACUUUCGGGCCAAAAUUUAUAUAUAUUUUUAAAUGUUUUAAUAUUUGUAUUCUAUGUUUUUUAUCUUGGCUGUACACCGCCCUGAGUCCUCAGGGGGAAGGGCGGUUUAUAAAUUGGAAAUUAAAUUAAAUUAAAUUA
This is a messenger RNA of Pantherophis guttatus, 2160 nucleotides long. RefSeq names its product ubiquitin like 7 (gene UBL7). Gene Ontology annotation, molecular function: polyubiquitin modification-dependent protein binding. The record is from RefSeq and is a predicted model, not a curated record. Gene Ontology annotation, cellular component: cytosol. Lineage: Eukaryota; Metazoa; Chordata; Lepidosauria; Squamata; Colubridae. Gene Ontology annotation, biological process: ubiquitin-dependent protein catabolic process.